Molecule: messenger RNA, 969 nt
Organism: Pomacea canaliculata
Lineage: Eukaryota; Metazoa; Mollusca; Gastropoda; Architaenioglossa; Ampullariidae
Product: deleted in malignant brain tumors 1 protein-like
Exons: 7
Coding region: 220-969 (249 amino acids)
Cellular component (GO): membrane
Source: RefSeq, a predicted model, not a curated record
AGGUAAUAUCGACAAAUCCACUAUCCACACGCUAAAUUAUGCGUUUUCCCUUAAUCACAGAACCAGUGAGACACAUUUCUUAAGAAAAUCCUUUUGCCGUUAUUAACAUCCUUGUUGUCUGACUUAAAACAUCCACACUGCGGUCUGUGCUCAGUGUCAGCUUUCCAGCCAGACUCUCCUCACAUCCUCGUCUUCCUGCAAGACAUCGCAGCUAACAUCAUGAUGCGCUCAGUCCUCAGUGUCUGUGUGAUGUUUCCUCUUCUACUACAAGGUUUGAAUGCUCAGCUGCCAGUCCAGCUAGUGAAUGGAACUGCCACGUGGAAUGGCCGCCUUGAGAUAUUGUACAGAGGAACAUGGUACCUAGUGUGUGACAAUAGGUUUAGGAGACAAGAGGCACAGGUGGUCUGCAGGAUGCUGGGCUUCAACACGUCGCACGUUUAUUCCACGUCGGUAUUAAUAGACAGUGAGAGCUACAACUAUAUCAGGUUUGUCGACCUGAGGUGUACAGGCGAGGAGACCAGCUUAGAAAAGUGUAACUAUACAGAGAUUAUCAGUGACCUCACGUGCGACUAUGUCAAUGCUAUCACCUGCAACUCACAAAACAUACAGGUGCGAUUGAACCUCAUCUCACCUAACAGAGGUUGGGUAGAGAUAGACAUCGGAGUUAAUCAAUGGCGGAACCUGUGUGUGUCGUCUGACAACACUGCCAGGGUCGUCUGUAGACAUCUCGGCUUACCAUGGCUUACUGCGAGGACGUUUGUAUAUAAAAGCUUGCGGCAUGUUAAUGGAGUGACUGAUUUCUCAUCUUGCCUUGGGAAUGAGACUAGCAUCGCUGAGUGUCAGCCUGAGAUGUUUAGUGACGGAUACUGCUGGGUUUACACCAUCAUUUGCAGUGACUAUAUUGUCAACAUCCACACAAACAGUAGCAGAUAUCCUUUAAUGGCGAAAACAAAAGCUACUUUAAAGUAA